Oryzias latipes (Japanese medaka) is the source of this 3076-nucleotide messenger RNA. The record is from RefSeq and is a predicted model, not a curated record. NCBI's taxonomy places the organism in Eukaryota, Metazoa, Chordata, Actinopteri, Beloniformes, Adrianichthyidae.
CUGUUUUGUAUGAAGUUUUAUACCACUUUUCUGUAUGCUCAGGUUACACCAGCAGGGGGCGCCCUAUCACAAAGACCAUAAACUUCCAUUUAGCUUUUAAAACAAAACCACUAAUACACUAGACAAAAUAGUUAACGAGAAAAUCACAAAUUUUUGCUAUGAUGACAAUUUCUGAUAGAUGUUGAUUACGCUAAGAAAUGUUUAAUUUUAGUAAAUGAUUUCCAUAAAAUCUAGCAGGAUAUUUUAUCUGCAUAGCUUCAAAUGACAAAAAGAAAAACACAAAAGUGUAUGACGUACAUUCUAUAUAUUUAACUACAAACACAUUUUGAGGCUUUCAAAGUUAGUUUGUUUUGAUUUCCAGUACUCUUCUUGAAAAUUGCAGAGUGGUUGACAUAUGUAACUUCUUUAAGUAAAAAAUAAUAAAAUAGCCUGACAAUAAAAUGAUUGCUAAAUAAAAGUACUAAUUGCUUUAGUAAAAUAGAAAGGAUAAAGGCUCAUAAUUAUAUAUUAUCACAAAAAGUGAAGAGAUUUUAUUUUUUUCUAUGCUGCAGGUCAGGGCCCACCUUUGGGUGUUCCUCUGUGGUCUCCUCCCAUUUGGAGACACUUGGACCCAUCAGAGGUGAGCAGGACCCUCCAGACCAGUAGACUCAAACAGGAGGCUUAGAGGCUGGAUCACCAGGAACCCGCUUAUGCUGCUAUGAUGAUGAAGCAUUGGACCUGGAGCCUCCUGUACUGCACAGCCCUGCUGCUGUCAGAUGUUGUGCAGGCCACAUACCACCUCAGGUCCGGGGAUCCUCAGCUUAUAGCUGCGCAGAGUUAUGCUCAGGCCAGACACAACGCUCGACCACCAUUCAGGACCCUGAAUCCAACAAAUCACAGAAGUGAUUACACGUUUAGAGGAGGGUAUCACUACCGCUUCCAGCCACCGAGGAUCCCUCCGCCGAUAGUGUAUCGACCAAUUCCCCUGUCUCCGCCCGUGACUUACCAAAGAUCCCUGGUUCCUGUUCCGCCCUUUCAGCACAGGUUCAAAGGGCCGGUGGCACCAAACAUGCAUCACACACACAAAGGUCCAUAUCCACCAGUUCUUCCCUCUCAUCCCCUCCAUACAGUCAAAGGCCCCUUCCAUUACAAACUGAGAGCCCCAUGCCCGACUCAGUCCACCUCGGUGCCAAAACCUGUGGUACUUGUCCGUCCCACCAUCUUUCCCACCACACCAGAGCCAACAACUGCAUCUACAGUGGCACCAGUGACCUCCAUUGUGACCACUGUUCCGCCGCUGGAGACCCCCAAUCCUUGGACUCUACCGGUCAGUACCCAAAGCGGCUUCGCCACCACCGUCACUCCUGUGGAGACAGAAGAAGACGCUCAAUGCAGGAGCCGUCCCCUGGACCUGGUCUUCAUCAUCGACAGCUCUCGCAGCGUCCGUCCAGCCGAGUUCGAGAAGGUCAGGAUGUUCCUUGCCAACAUGGUGGACACCCUGGAUGUGGGACCGGAUGCCACCAGAGUGGCCAUUGUCAACUACGCCAGCACAGUCAAGAUCGAGUUCUUCCUCAAAAACUAUUUUAACAAACUGGACUUGAAGAAGGCCAUCGCUCGCAUUCAGCCCUUGGCCACAGGAACCAUGACCGGCUUGGCCAUUAAGACGGCGAUGAAUGAAGCCUUCACGGAGCAGUCUGGAGCCCGCCCUCGCUCCAGGAACAUCUCCAAGGUGGCAAUCAUCGUAACGGACGGUCGACCUCAGGACCAGGUGGAGGAGGUGUCUGCUGAAGCUCGGGCCUCGGGCGUUGAGAUGUACGCCGUUGGGGUGGACCGUGCGGACAUGCGCUCCCUGCAGCUGAUGGCCAGCGUCCCUCUGGACGAUCACGUCUUCUACGUGGAGACUUACGGCGUCAUCGAGAAGCUCACCUCCAAGUUCAGGGAGACGCUGUGUGGUGUGGACCCGUGUGCCAUGGGACACGACUGCCAACACACGUGUGUCAGCACCAACGCCUCCUAUCACUGCAAGUGCUGGAAUGGUUAUGUCUUGAAUCCGGACAAGAAAACAUGUUCCAUGAAACGUGUGGACCCGUGUGCCAUGGGACACGACUGCCAACACACGUGUGUCAGCACCAACGCCUCCUAUCACUGCAAGUGCUGGAAUGGUUAUGUCUUGAAUCCGGACAAGAAAACAUGUUCUCGGAAAAGUGUGGACCCGUGUGCCAUGGGACACGACUGCCAACACACGUGUGUCAGCACCAACGCCUCCUAUCACUGCAAGUGCUGGAAUGGUUAUGUCUUGAAUCCGGACAAGAAAACAUGUUCCAUUAAACGUGUGGACCCGUGUGCCAUGGGACACGACUGCCAACACACGUGUGUCAGCACCAACGCCUCCUAUCACUGCAAGUGCUGGAAUGGUUAUGUCUUGAAUCCGGACAAGAAAACAUGUUCCCUGAAACAGGUGAAGGUGGAGGUGCUGGAGGAUCCCUGCAAAUGUGAGGCCAGGGUGGCCUUUCAGAAGCAGACUCAGGCGGCCAUCCAGCAGCUCACAGCCAACCUAGCUGACGUGUCCGGAAGAAUACAGCGUCUUGAGGGCGUGCUGGGCCAAGCCUGAAGCUUCACACGGCAGCGUCCGUGGACCACUGCACCACGCGUUUCCUGUCUGGGCCCCCCCCCAUGACCACCAGCACCUCACUGUAUAGUUUCAACUGGAGCAGCAACUCAUUGCCACAUUUCCAGCAACUUCAUUUGAAAAAAACAAUGAGUACUAUAUAAAAGACACAAAUGGAGUAGACUAUAGUAGACUCCAUAAAAUAAAGUAAUAUUUUUGUUCAACUUUAAAACAUGACUAACACUUAUUUACUUUAUGAAUCUAAUUUGAUAGAAAUGAAAAAACUAUUAUUUUUCAUCUUUCUUGUACAAAGAUUAUUAUAAACUGUACAUAGGACAUUACGCGUCCACCGAAAAAAUGUCUUUAGGUGAUGUAACACGGUAACAUGUUAGAUUUAAUAUUGUAAUGCUAGAUAAAGAUGAGAAAUUAUUACAUGCUGUAUCUUCAAAUAUUUGACUCUCCACAAACAAUAAAGUUUUAAUACCUUGA